AUGGCGGAGCGGGUUGGCCCUGCCCCACCCCCAAUCUAUGUGGGAGGCAGCAGCAGUGACAGCGAGGGGGAGAUUGAGAGACCCCCAAGGGGGGAAGGGGGGCAGCCGCGCCCCAAGCGCCGGCGUGUUCUGUGCACCACUGAGAUCCCCACUGUGCCUGUCUACUCGAACAAGGUGAACAGCAGCUUCCAGCUGUGCCCUGCGGAGCUGCACCAGGAGGUGCCCACCCUGCGAUGGCAGGGAGGGGCAGAUCUGGACAUCGAUGAGAUUGGCCCUGUCACGCCCCCACGGCCAGAGCGGCCUCACGCCCCACGCCUCCCCCAGGGCCCCUGCACUGACUGGCUGGAGGAGGAGCCGCAGCAGCAGGGGGCAACGAGAUCGGUUCGGGAUGAGUCCCCCUCUCCCCCUCCCCCACCACAGCCCACACGAAGGCAGAGGGGCCGGACCCGACGGGAGGUGGCGCGCCAGCUGCGAGGUCUCAACACGUGGCUGUCGGCCGCCCAGCGCAGCCUGCGGGAGGAGCCGCCCGAGGACGACGUGAUCCUGGUGGAGCCGCCCGCGUCCCGGCAGCUGCAGCUCAAGGUGCGGUGCCGGGCUGAGAUCCACCGCGUCGCCGUGGAGACGUCACAGCCCCUGCAGGUGGUAGUGGAGCACAUGGCCGGGAGACUGCAGGUCCGGCCGGAGCAGAUCCUGCUGCUGCUGCGAGACGUAGAGCUGCCCCCCGGCAGCACCCCCCAGGGCCUGGGCCUGGGCGUGGCCGACAUCAUCGGUGAGUGAGGGGCAGGGGGCUUCUCUUGGCAGAGGUGCAGACUGGGGCCUCGCUGGCUGGGGCUGCACUGAGGGGCAGGGUCUGUGGGCUGACCAGGUCAGGCGCGGACGGGCUGCAGUCGUGGGACAGGCGAGUCUCCGGCUGCAUGUGAGACGCGGGCGGGAACUGUCCCACGCAUAGUGGGCUGGCCCAGCUGGAGGGCCGGGUGCAGCUCUGGGCACCGGGACAAAGGGAUACUCCAGAGGAGGGAUCCGAACCCCUGACCGGGGGCAGGUUAAAACCCGGGUGAGUUUAGAGCUGAGCAGCCGGAGGGGGCCUGAGAGCAGGGGUCAGCUCUAGUGAAGGCUGGUAUCAGAGCCAGGGGAAAUCCCUUCUGUGUGCCAGACCCCUUGGGGUCUCCCUUCCUCCAGGGUCGGCCACGCGGCCUGGACUGACCCUCUGGGCUGCAGCCUCCUGCUUCCCCUGUGAGCUCUGUCCAGCGAGUCCCACUGAGCCAGACCCUGGCAGAGACGUGCCCACGCUGCCAGGACGAUGCCCCUCGCCCAGCGUGGCAGGGACAGUCCCACAGCACUGGCAUGCAGUCAGGUGUGUUAGCUGGCUACGGCACAGGAAGCGCAGAGGGGUGCCCAGUCUGUUCUGCGCAGCCCAGGGCCACGCCAGGCUGUGGGGAGCCCUUGGGGCAGGCUCUGUCUGCCUUGCUCACUCGCUGUCUGACUUCCUUCCUGAGCCUGUUCCCAGGUGAGAGCCCCCACCUCGCCCUCCCAGCCCCUGGUUCUCUAGCCAGGGUCUGUGCCCAGCUUCCCGCUGAGAGUGUGGAGCCAGAAGUCACAAGCACUGCCAUCGGCUCUCUGGCCCCACUGCUGAUCUGGGGCGGUUUCAGCCAAUUCUUUAAUGACUGUUCGUUCCAGCAGCCAGGGUGGCGAUGCAUGUACCCCUGUCUUAGGCUGCCCUGAGAGCAAACCUGGUCCUCCUCGGGUACUGGGUAGCCGUGCAAAGUAUAGGGGAAACCGAGGCAGGCGUGAGACUCCUAUAGAGAAUUCCCCCUUCGUCACAGGGAUGAGAUUCCCCGGGUUCGCUGGGAGCAGGACAGGCAGCGAUGGGCUCUGUCUGCGGCCAGGGAGAUUCAGACUAACUGCAAGGGGAGCUCGGCCUGGAACAGGCUGAGGGAGGUUGCGGGGGUCCCCGCACUGGAGGUGUCUCAGCACAGGUUGGACAAACAACUGUCAUGGCUGGCCUACGUUUGCUUGGCCAGGGGCUGGGCGUGGUGACCUGUCGAGGUCCCUUCCCACCCCACGUUUCUGUGUUCUGGGGGCACCUGGUGCUGCACACGGAUUUCCAGUGGAGCUGUUCCGGCAGCAUCUCUGCUGCUGCCGCCUGAGCUGUGCUGGGGUCCCCUCACCUCCCCCGUGGCCGCCUCGCACUGGUGGCUCGUGGUCGCCCCACGCACCAGGCCCCUCUCCUCCAUGGCAGCCAGCUGACAAGCCCCUAGUGGGUAGCAGAAAUUGGGUUCCUGGCCCCAAAGUGCACACUGUGCCCCCCAGGCUGGGAGAGGGGGGUCUGAUAUCUGCGGCGGUCCCCCAAGCCGGGACGGGGGUAACAGGAGCAAUCGUGCAGCGGCCCCAGCUGCUCAACCCUCACGUUCUCUCUGUCCGUCUGUC
Messenger RNA from Chelonoidis abingdonii (Abingdon island giant tortoise), 2427 nucleotides. It is a transcript of the gene NFATC2IP, whose product is annotated as nuclear factor of activated T cells 2 interacting protein. Gene Ontology annotation, molecular function: protein binding. Lineage: Eukaryota; Metazoa; Chordata; Testudines; Testudinidae. The record is from RefSeq and is a predicted model, not a curated record. Gene Ontology annotation, biological process: cytokine production; positive regulation of transcription by RNA polymerase II.